CAAAACAAGCCGCGGCCGCCGUCCCGACUCCAUCCCACUCCUUCCACGAUCCCAAAUUCGCCGAAGCACCAAUGUAGCCAUGGCGUACGACUCCCGCUACAACACACAACGGUCGUCGGCGCAGGGAAGACCUGGUGCACGCCGCUACAUCUUCCCUCCAACCCCGCCAUCCCGCUCUUCCAACUCCCACGGCUUCUUCACUUACUGGCUUCCCAUCCUCGUCACCGGCACCAUCGCCGUAGGCGGCUUGGCGGCAUGGAUCUGGAGCGAGAGACAGGAGCACGACGACGAUGACGGCUAUCCACACGAUAAACCUCCGCGACCCCGGCCGGGUUAUGGCCAGGAAUAUACCACGCAAGGUAGUCAGCCUUAUCCUGGACCGCCGCGACCGCCUGGUUCUCAACCAUACGGACAAGGUCCUCCUCCACCGUCACAAGGUGGCCCACCUCGGCCGCCGCCACAAGGUCCUACAUCUGGUGGAGAGGCGGCUAGUUAUUACGAUCAGUACCGCCAUACCAGCACUGAAAGCCGCGAUGUGACACAGCAAGGCGGAGAGGACGGCACAUGGUAUGGUAGUGUGAGAGGAAUGAUGAAGCGUGCUCCAUCGCCGGGAGAGUUCUACAACAGCGCCAGCAAGCAGAUGUCCGCCGGUGUGGCCGCGAUGGGGGGAGCGUUGGGUUCGAUCAUGGAGGGCGGCGAAGGCGCCGAUGGAUCUCGUCCUGGUGAUGCAGGUCGUCAGAAGCAGCAGCGGAAUCGUGAUCGAACCACGCGAGUGCGGACGGAGGAGAAGGAGGGGUUCAGCGAUCAUGAACGCUGGAGCGAAGAAGCGGAUGAAAAGCAGCGGACUAGCGUUGUGGAGCAGGAAAGCGAGAAGCGCGCAAUGGAUGCGCGCGACAAGGGGAAGGGCCGAGCGAAGAAGGCGGUCGCCGUGGUCGUCAGCGCAGACACUGCGGCCGAGCACGACACCGAAGCCAUCGGCUUUCGAUCCAUCCUCUCCCACCUUCCCUCCCAACGCACCUCCACAACAACAGACCUCUUCGUCCUAAUCUACGCCCCAGGCCUCAAAUCCCUGCCUCCCCUAUCCUACCAACCAACAACAGCCCAACCGCAAUCCACCACCGCAACAACAACACCAGCCACAACCCCCGGCUCCGAACUGCAAACCAUCUCCCCCCGCCCCACACCCGCCGACUCCCCCUCCCCACAAUUCGACGCAGUCUACGCCCAAGCCCUCACCCUCGUCUCCUCCCCAACCCAAAUCCUCCCCUUCACCACCAAAGACGGCUACGUGCAUAUUCUGCGCCACUUGGCGCCUGGGCUCGUGUACGUCAGCGACACGCUAGCGGGCGACGAGGGCGAGGAUGUAGCGCAGCUCAAGGGGUGGGUCGGGCACACGGUUCUUGUGGCGGGCGAUGAGGGAUUUGGGGGCCUGGCGGAUACGGAGACCGAGACGGAGACGGAGGCGGAGGAGGAGAGUAAGGGCGGUAAUAAUGUGAGGAAGAAGGAAAGGAAGCCAAGGUGGUAUGAGAGUAGUAGUUUUGUCGGGCUGGGAAAGGAUGUGGAGGUUGUGGAUGCCAUGCGCGUUGCGCAGGAUUGGGAGAAGAGGGUGGGUGGGCGGGAGUAG
Messenger RNA from Neohortaea acidophila, 1624 nucleotides. RefSeq lists its product as uncharacterized. The record is from RefSeq and is a predicted model, not a curated record. Lineage: Eukaryota; Fungi; Ascomycota; Dothideomycetes; Mycosphaerellales; Teratosphaeriaceae. The coding region runs from base 80 to 1624 and encodes 514 amino acids. The transcript is spliced from 2 exons.